Cotesia congregata is the source of this 963-nucleotide messenger RNA. NCBI's taxonomy places the organism in Eukaryota, Metazoa, Arthropoda, Insecta, Hymenoptera, Braconidae. The record is from the annotation of a GenBank genome assembly.
AUGUUUGUUCUACCCUUGAAGGUCUCUGCUAAAUUCUGCAAUGGAGGGCAUGAUUGCUCUCCUCCAAAAGAGUGCUGCUCACUGGGCUGUUGUUAUAUGUAUUCACAGCCAACAACUCCAGUCACCGAAAUGUUCGCGUUCUUGAUUUGGACUUAUUGGUAUUUAUGGUGCGUAACGGCGAAACCGGAUUUGUACCCAUUAGUAAUCGGAUUUGACGAAGGAAUGGGCAAAGGAACAUCAGGUUUUGUAAUGCGAUACUUCCGUACAUUGUCACACGCAAGUACUUUGGACUCACUCAGUUCGAGUUUCAUGUGUAAUGUAGUGAAUGAAGCUAAUACUAUUAUUCCACCUCCGUAUUCGUGUAACAACAGUAUCGAUGAAUUAUCUACGAUGGGGUGCGAUAGAGUGGAAAUCGGUGCUGGGGAAUCCGUUGUUUCACUUGCCAAUAAUAGAACAACCUCAGACAUAUCAAGCUUAGCGGGACAAUCACCGUGUUCCCCACCUAGAGCUACUAGUCCAACGUUAGAGUUACGAGAAUUGUUAGACAAAAUUCAACAGCUACCAAAUGAACACAGUAGCAAUAUGAUAAAUCAUCAAAACCGAGCGCAAGCGCUGCAUUCAUCAAAUAUUAAUUCAUCAUUACAAAGACCACCAAGUCCUAAUGGUGAAUGUGCAUCCUCGCGUAUGAGACGGGCUCGAGGAAAAAUGUACAUGCCUUUAGGAUUGCCUAAUUCGAGAAAUAAAACAAAGCGAUGGCUUUCUAGAUCAGCGCCUACUACUCCAUCCGGUAAUAUUCCAAUGGCUUUAUUUCCCGGACAAAAUAUGAGGCCUUCGGUACACGAUAAUUACAAUCAACAAGUUAUACCAUUGUUGUCGGAACAAGAAGAAACCGAUAAUAUUAAUAGUAUUGAAAAUUCACAUAAUGUUACUUCAUUAUUGAGAGAACGGGAGGAACAAUUAUGA